AUGGGAAACAGCCCGUCAAAAGAUGAUCCUCUGCCGAAUACCCUUAGCAUCUCAGUGAACGGUGCUACCGCCAGCACCAAUGGCGUAUCGUCCUCUUCAACUGGUGAGUUGGAGAGUGACGAUCAGGCGCUAUCGAAACUGUUGCAGAGAUCUCAACAUCGUCUGCAGCAAGCCUCAAGAGGUUUGGGUACUUCCUAUAAAAGGUCACCCUCAUCAUCAACCUCGGCUAGUUCCCCUUCAUCUGGGAACGCCAAACCAAUCAAGAUAGACACUAACAGUACUGUUUCUAGAACCACUUCUCGUUCCAAACAAGUUGCUGUGUCUUCUUCUAAUAACGCUAACCUUACAGAGGUUACUACUACCACUAAUAGUAAUGCUAAUGCUAAUACUCAUACCCUAUCAGCGGUUACAACUGCUAAUUCUGUUGUCACCAGAAAUGGUACUGAUUCCGAUAACAGACCAAUCAAUCUUGAAAUCGAUGUUUCAAUGGCCAGGUUAAUGUGUAGUAAUUUUGACUUGGGUUCUUCUGUGGAUAGCAAUAAAUCAACAGCUUCUACUUUUACAAGAAAUCCUGGGCAUGAUGAAGAUAGGGAUCUGGUUUCUUCUGCUGGGUCCCUUUCUCCUCCAAGAUAUAAGUCUUCGACAAUUGCUACUUCAACAACUAAUGUCACUGCCACCUCAACUCCUCCACCUUAUUCCACUUCCAAAUACCUUAAUAUUUCAUCCUCCAAUCAUUUGCGUUCCAAGCUUCGUUCUUCAUCGUCAAGUAAUUCUUCUUCAACUGCUGCGGAUUCUCCUCCUUUGAUUCCUGUUAGUGCUAAUUUAGAAAUCGAUAUUGAUGGUAUAAUUGCCAAAUUGUUGGCUAUUGGAAAUGCAAAACGGACUUCUUUCUCUAGAAAGAAUAAGGAUGCUUUACCCCUUAGUUCUCAUGAAUUGAAGUAUAUUUUAAGCAAAUCCAGAUCUAUUUUCAUGGAUCAACCUUCAUUAUUGAAGCUUGCACCUCCAGUUAAGAUUGUUGGGGAUAUCCAUGGUCAAUUUCAUGAUUUGAUCCGUAUUUUCAAUGCCUGUGGAUAUCCUCCCUAUACUAAUUACCUUUUCCUUGGUGAUUAUGUGGAUAGAGGUUAUAGAUCAUUGGAAACUAUUAUCUUAUUACUUUGUUACAAGAUUAAGUAUCCUGAGAACUUUUUCAUGUUACGUGGUAACCAUGAAUCUGCAAAUAUUACCAAGAUUUAUGGGUUUUACGAUGAAUGCAAACGAAGAUUACCCACAACUGCUGGAAGUCCGAAAAUGUGGAAAUCUUUUAUUGAUGUUUUCAAUACUUUACCAUUUGCUGCAACGAUCAACGACAAGAUCUUUUGUAUUCAUGGUGGAUUAUCACCAGAUUUGAAAGAUUUAAGACAAAUUGAAAAUAUUAAACGUCCUACUGAUAUUCCUGAUCGAGGAUUAUUGGCAGAUUUGCUUUGGUCUGAUCCUGAUCCUACAGUUAAGGGUUUCUCUUUAACAUCAUGGCCUCCGAAUGAUAGAGGAGUUUCAUACUGUUUUGGAAGGAAACACGUUGAUCAUUUCUGUCAGCAGUUUAAUAUGGAUUUGAUUGUUCGUGGUCAUAUGGUUGUUGAAGAUGGAUAUGAAUUCUUCAACAAACGGAAAUUGGUUACUGUGUUUUCUGCUCCCAACUAUUGCGGUGAAUUUAAUAACUUUGGUGCAGUAAUGAGUGUUAACAAUUCUUUACGUUGUUCCUUUGAACUUAUCAAACCCCAACAAUAA
This is a messenger RNA of Lizanozyma spartinae, 1764 nucleotides long. It is a transcript of the gene SAL6, whose product is annotated as Sal6p. Gene Ontology annotation, cellular component: cytoplasm; nucleus. NCBI's taxonomy places the organism in Eukaryota, Fungi, Ascomycota, Pichiomycetes, Serinales, Debaryomycetaceae. The transcript has a single exon. Gene Ontology annotation, molecular function: protein serine/threonine phosphatase activity. Bases 1 to 1764 code for a protein of 587 amino acids. The record is from RefSeq and is a predicted model, not a curated record.